Messenger RNA from Daldinia childiae, 3030 nucleotides. RefSeq lists its product as uncharacterized. Lineage: Eukaryota; Fungi; Ascomycota; Sordariomycetes; Xylariales; Hypoxylaceae. The transcript is spliced from 8 exons. Gene Ontology annotation, biological process: protein import into nucleus. The coding region runs from base 1 to 3030 and encodes 1009 amino acids. Gene Ontology annotation, cellular component: cytoplasm; nuclear membrane. The record is from RefSeq and is a predicted model, not a curated record.
AUGGAAAACAUAUCGAUUGAAACUAUUACUCUACCUGAAGUCGAGCAUUUGGUUCAUGAGCUGUAUAAGCCAAACCCCCCUCAAACUAUCUCCCGUAUCCAAGAAAUCCUUCAGACCCUCCAAAAGUCUCCUGGUGGGUGGCAACUUGCAGAUGGCCUACUAAGUCGACCAGAUCAAAAUGUCAAGUUUUUUGGUGCAUUAACAUUCACCGUGAAAUUAAAUACCGAAAGUUUAUCGGAUGAGGACUCAGUAUCCGUUCUUCAGAAACUCAUCGGUUUCCUUAUCACUUCCCUGAGAGAUGGAACGGCGGGUUUCGUCGUUAAGAAACUUUGCAGUACUCUAGUCACCUACUUUAUCCACUACUCGCAUACCUGGCCCAGAUGCAUACACCAUCUUUCAUAUUGCUUAGAUAGCCGCAUCUAUGUACCUAUCGAAGAUGCUGAUUAUGCCUCUCCCUAUGAGGAUAUAGUCCAGUCAUUGGAUGUUGAAAACUUAUACGCGGUGUCGUGGUUUGCACAAAUCUUGCCUAGUGAAGCAGAGAAGAUUGACGCCAAGCCUGUCAAGUAUAUCCCCCUACAUGAGCGGCUGGCGAAUAAUGCCGCUGACGUUGUGGUACUCUUGGUUUAUGGUAUUAAACCUGUUAGCGACCGCAAUACCCGUCCGGCGGACUCGAUAAGUUGUCUGCAAGCAUGGCUCCAAUAUGUCCAACGAAGUUCCAAGCAGCCAUUAAUCCAGCAGUUUCGGAAACUAGUUGGCCCUGUUAUCAACUGUCUCCCUCACGCCGAAUUAUAUGACGUUGCCGUUGGGCUUCUUACUGAGGCUUUAGAAGAUUGGCCAUCAUUCUUUGUUGGAGAUCACAUCGAAUCCCUAUACUCGGUUUUUGAAAGUGACUGGGCCCGGGGUAGAUAUCGUAGUCUAAUCGAGAGUGAGGAGAUGGAUGACGACGACGUUCAUUUUGGACUUUUUAUGCUGUCCUUCGGUAAUGCACAGGCAAUAGAUUUGGUAGAUGGAACCAACGAAAGAGCCCAACGUUUCCUUGCUAUGCUGGUCGGCUUGUUGAGCGCAAAGGGGUACCCCGGGGUGGAUGAUAAGAUAUUCGUUCCAGCUCUCGAAUUCUGGGGGACAUUCGUUGAAAUCCUAGCAGGGACUUUAUACGAAGACUCAACUAGAGAUAGGCAGUGGGAUAAACCACCGGUAUUGCAAAUAAUGCAAGCCGUCUCAGAGAGUUCGCGCAAGAUACAGUAUCCUCACAUCACCAUUUAUAAUUCUUGGGACUCUACGGAAAGAGUCGCCUUUGGAGAUGCGCGAAAAGAUGUUGCCGAUUUUCUACAGUCCGUGUAUACGAUAAUUGGUAAAGAGUUGGUCUCCAUCUUUGCGAAAAACAUGCUGGAAGCCUUACCAAGAUCAGCCUGGGCGGAGCUUGAAGCUGCGGCCUUUUGUUUAGGCUCUCUAUCUGAUUGUCUGCCAGAUGAAAGUUUAUUCGAUGACAUAUUAACUCAAAUAUUCGGCUCGUCGUUAUUUGAUUUAUUAUGUCAGGGGCAGAGCGUGGUACCCGUCCGGGCGAGACAGACGUGUCUCUCCCUCAUAGAACGUUACUCAGAAUACUUUGGCCAUCACGCAGAGUUCUUACCCGCUGCUCUAAAUUUACUCUUUAGCGCGGUAGGCGAUAGGCAUCUUGCACUGCCUUCGUCGAAAUCGAUCUACACACUCUGCUCAUCCUGUCGAUCAAUUUUAACACCUGAAGUUGAUACUUUCCUCGAACAAUACGCAACACUACGCAGUAGUGAACUUGACUCGUUAGCCGAAGAGAGGGUUGUUGGUGCUAUUGCAUCGAUCAUACAGGCAGUCCCCGAGGAUACGCGGAAGGCGAACGCCUUUAAGAGGUUGCUCACCAUGGUCGGGGUAGAUGUUGAGACCAGUUUGCAACUCUCAUCUUAUGGCGAAGGAUCUCUCUUGCCUCCUGAUAAUCCGGUGAUAAUACGAGCCUAUGAUUUUGCACAGCGCCCGGACGCACCCGUUCCUGCAUCUGAAAUAUCAUUGAAUCUAGCCACUCGAGCUCUUCGCUGCCUUUGUAGCAUCGCCAAGGGAAUUCAGGCGCCCUCUGAAGCCCUUGUAGACCUGGAAGCUGACGACGAAGGUACUCAAGUGUCAUCCAAUUCUGACCUGCAACAGAUACAAAUUGAUAUCAUGAGCAUUCUAGUUCGGCUUAAGGAGACAUUUUCGUGUAAUAGCGAAGUUAUCGACGUUAUCUGUAGUAUCCUUCGUGCCGGCUUCUCAGAAACUGAGCCGGGACCGUUCGUAUUUCCUCCACAGAUGGUCACCGAGUUCAUCACGAGCAGGUGGAAUAAUCGUGUUGCUACAGUGGUUAAUACAGCAAGUGUAUUUAUCACGUCUCUUAGCAGCGGAAACCAAAAGAAUUGCAUAUCAGAGGUCCUCAGUCAACUCUUACCAUGGGUUUUUAGCCUACUAAGUCAGCUUUCAGAACCCGAGCAAGAUCCUGAGCUGGCACAGUAUGGUAUUGAAUUUGCCCAGAGAGUUAUGUCGAAGCGCCCAGAGAUACUUAUGUCCCAACCCGCAAAUAUGCUUGAGUUCCUCUUCAUGUUUGCCAUUAAGCUACUAAAUGGAAAUGAACCAUUACCCAAAGCAGCAGCGGCCGAUUUCUGGUCUACAUUUAUUUCACUCCGAACAACCGAUGAGAACACUACAGCUAUUGUAGAAAACGCGAUAACAUAUCUAGGCCCUAGGUUGUCCGAAUCACUCAUACAGAACAUCGGAGGCAAGGCAGCGAGAAGCGAACUCGACAAGCUUAGCGAGCCGCUCAAGAAGCUGGUAGCGCAGCAGGUCAAUGCUCGUCAGUGGUUAGGAGCAGCCUUACAAGAUCCGGCCUUCCCUAGCGACAAAGUGUCACCAGAGGACAAGGAACUAUUCCUCAAGAAAGUAAUUAUGCUACGUGGUCAGCGAACAACUAAUGCUCUCGUUCGAUCAUUUUGGCUAGCUUGUAGAGGAUCUAACUUUGCGUAUACAUCGUGA